UGGAUUUAAAAAAUAUGGAGUUAAGAAAGGACUUGUAGUUUUGGUCCAUCGCUUGAUUGUGGAUAGUGGCAGCAACAAUUGUUUGAUUUCGUAUGUUUCGAUUAAUUAAUUAUUAAUACUGCAAGUGUGGAGAAAUGGCACUCUGUUCUGUUGCGCAUCCCCUACUCAAUGUAAAUAUUUGUACUGCAAAACCACCAAAACUUAGUACUAGUUUCUCUUUACGGCCAAUUCAUCCAUUUCUGAAAUGCAGACAACGGGCAGUUUCAUCUAUGCCGCGAGCUCUCCUUGGAGAAGCGGGGCGGAGGGGGUACACAUCUGUGUUGAUUGUACCCACGGGAGUGGGGGCCGCCAUUGGGGGCUUUGCAGGGGAUGCUCUUCCUGUUGCUCGAGCCAUGGCUUCCGUUGUCGACUGUCUUAUUUCACAUCCAAACGUUCUAAAUGCAGCAAUGCUUUACUGGCCAAUGCCUAAUGCACUGUAUGUAGAAGGUUAUGCCCUCGAUAGGUUUGCCGAAGGAUUAUGGGGACUUCAAGCUGUUCAUCAGAACAAGAUUGGACUAGUUCUAGAUGCUGGAAUUGAAGACGAUUUACGGGUACGACAUUUGCAAGUAGCUGAUGCUGCUCGAGCAUCUUUAGGUCUACCUGUUAUGGAAUAUGUAACAACAGAUGUUCCUUUACAGGUAGAAAAAUGGGUUGAUGCACACACUGGGCAGUCCACAGGACGAAUUGGACAUCCCGAUUCUCUGCUGAGGGCAGUUGACACUCUUAUCAAUUGUGCAGGUGUGAAUGCUGUAGCAGUUGUUGGUCGGUUUCCAGAUGAUAAUCUGGAUGAGUUGGAGGACUACCGACAAGGGAAGGUCAGGUUUAAUCAAGCUCAUGCAGGAGUGGACAUCUUGGCAGGCGUAGAGGCUAUAAUAAGCCACCUUGUGGUAAAGGAAUUCCACAUUCCUUGUGCACAUGCUCCUGCAUUAUUACCUCUUCCCUUAGAUUCAUCGCUUUGUCCUAGGUCUGCUGCAGAAGAGAUUGGAUAUACCUUCUUGCCAUCUGUACUAGCUGGUCUAAGCAAGGCACCCCAGUAUGUUGUAAAAAAGGAAGAAUAUCCUGGUUUUGUCUCAAGGCAUGGUUGUCUAUGGGCAGAUGUUGUAGACAGUGUUGUUGUUCCUAUUGAUGCUUGUGGUGGGUCUGGAAUUCUUGCAUUUGGAAAAAAAGUAGGAUAUAAGCCACUGAUUAUUGGAGUUGAGGAGAAUGAAACAGUUCUGGACGACACUCCUGAUAAACUAGGUCUUAAUGUGUUGAAAGUUGCGAACUAUUGGGAAGCAUUGGGUGUCAUUGCUGCCCAUAAGUCGGGGAUUGAUCCUAAAUCUCUCCGUAGAGAUGGGGUGAAACACAUUCAAUUUUCAUCGUCGAUGCUCCAGCAGAAUUUUAUUCCAGAUUCUGGACUACAGAAUUCCACUGUUUUACAUUGACUUUGCGUUGAAGAAUGUUUUAUCUUUCCAGAUUCAAGUACUUUGAUCUUCAUCAACAGGGAAGGUGCAUGAAGUGUGUCAUUUCGAGGACCAACUUCAACUUAUUUGCUUCAUGCACGUGAUUUUCAAUGCUGAGAGGGACAAGUUAUUUUGAAGUGACCAUGUUUUUAAGAAACUGGUACAGACUACUGGAAUGUCCUUAUAAGUUUUAUCUAAAAACAUUGCAAAACAGAGGGGCUGUUUCUGCACGAGGAAAAAAUCUAUGAAGUGCAUAUGUUGCUGCAGAAGAAUUAAGGAUUUUUUCAUAGUCAAACCUUCAUUACAUGCUGACUAUGCAUUUGUAUUAUCUACCUUAUCAAAUCACCAGGGAAGUAUCAAUCUCUGUUAAAUACAACAUUAUAUUAUAUUUUGAGAGAUCAGAAUGAGCAGCUUUUCUUCAAUCUUUUUAAUUGAAGCGAUGUUGUUUAUUAUUUUGCAUUCUUAUAUUUUCUUGAAAUAAACACCAAAUUAUUGAGUUGUACCAUGGAAAUGUA
Messenger RNA from Cryptomeria japonica (Japanese cedar), 1996 nucleotides. RefSeq lists its product as uncharacterized. Lineage: Eukaryota; Viridiplantae; Streptophyta; Pinopsida; Cupressales; Cupressaceae. The coding region runs from base 135 to 1463 and encodes 442 amino acids. The transcript has 10 exons. The record is from RefSeq and is a predicted model, not a curated record.